This is a messenger RNA of Coffea arabica (coffee), 1424 nucleotides long. RefSeq names its product peroxidase 5-like. Gene Ontology annotation, molecular function: peroxidase activity; heme binding. The record is from RefSeq and is a predicted model, not a curated record. Gene Ontology annotation, biological process: hydrogen peroxide catabolic process; response to oxidative stress. Lineage: Eukaryota; Viridiplantae; Streptophyta; Magnoliopsida; Gentianales; Rubiaceae.
AAGGAAAAGCGACUUUACAGCUUACUGCCUUUUAACAUCGCAUUAUAAGAUUAAAAAUACUAUAGGCUGAUUAGCCCAAAUUACGUAAAUAGUAAUUAGCAUGAUACUGUACUAAAUUCCCUAUAAGUAUCUGAAUUAUGAGACCAAUAACCCUGCAGACACAGCAAUAAUGGCCUCAAAUAAGCUAAGUUUUAUAUUGUCAACUUUUAUUCUAGUGGUAUACCAAUGUGUAAUUCCCUUAAAUGCUCAGCUCCAAGUGGGGUUUUAUAAUGGAGUGUGUGACUUUGUAGAAUCUAUGAUCAAAGAAGAAGUAAGGGAUGCGUUCAUUCUUGACAGGGGAGUCGCUGCAGGCCUAGUUAGGAUGCAUUUCCACGAUUGUUUUGUUCGGGGAUGUGACGGAUCGGUGCUUAUUGAUUCCACUCCUUCAAAUCAAGCAGAGAAAGAUGCACCAGCAAAUAAUCCUAGUCUUCGAGGCUUUGAAGUCAUUGACGAUGCAAAAAGUAGACUCGAAUUCUUAUGUCCAGGAAUCGUCUCAUGUGCUGAUAUACUUGCUUAUGCAGCAAGGGACAGUGUGGAAAUAACAGGAGGGCCUGGCUACGAUGUUCCUGCAGGAAGAAGAGACGGCAGAAUCUCAUCAUCCAGAGAGGCAUCAGCAAACUUGCCAUCUCCUGCCCUUGGUGUCAACCAACUCAUUCAAGCAUUUGCAAAUAAGGGACUUCGGCCUGAUGAAAUGGUAACGCUUUCAGGAGCACACACCAUUGGGCGAUCACAUUGCAUUUCAUUCAGCAACAGACUAUUCAACUUCAACACCACGACGACACAGGAUCCGAGUAUGGAUCCAUCAUAUGCAGCUCAGCUAGCACAGCAGUGCCCUCAAGGGAGCAUAAGCAAUCCUAACUUAGUGGUGCCAAUGGACCCUUCCACCCCAACCAUUAUGGAUACAUGUUACUAUGAUAACAUUCUAGCCAACAGAGGCUUGUUCACUUCCGACCAAACUCUUUUGGCAAAUCCCUCAACUGCAAAUCAAGUGAUUCAAAAUGCUCAAAACCCUCUUCUUUGGCAAAAUAAGUUUGCUGAUGCAAUGGUCAGAAUGGGUCAGAUUGGUGUCCUGACUGGAGAUGCUGGAGAGAUUCGGGCCAACUGUAGGGUGAUCAACAACUGAAUGUGUAUAUCCAAACCGAAGAGGAAAUGGACCAUUCAGUAUAGUUUAUGUCUUUCUACUCAACAAUGUUACAAUUUCCCCUGAUCAGGGGAAAACCACAUGGGUGAUGCUCUAGAUAGGGGACAAUGGGAGUUGCUUCUAUUCUAUCUUUGGGUUUUAGCGAAGUCACAAACGCUGUAAUUUUGAAAUUUACAUGUAAUUGUCAAUCACUAAUUGUAUUUGGAUGUGAGUAAGUAAACUGCCUACUUAACAUCUUUGCUUA